Messenger RNA from Chlorocebus sabaeus (green monkey), 9978 nucleotides. It is a transcript of the gene VCPIP1, whose product is annotated as valosin containing protein interacting protein 1. The record is from RefSeq and is a predicted model, not a curated record. Gene Ontology annotation, biological process: protein ubiquitination; protein K11-linked deubiquitination; protein K48-linked deubiquitination. NCBI's taxonomy places the organism in Eukaryota, Metazoa, Chordata, Mammalia, Primates, Cercopithecidae. Gene Ontology annotation, molecular function: cysteine-type deubiquitinase activity.
CGUGUAUGUCUGUGUCUGAGGGAGAGAGCGAGAGUGAGUGAGUGUGAGUGCGGGGUGGGGUGGUGGCCGUUACGUUCGGGGCAACGGCUACGGCAGUGGAGAAGUAAGAAGAGAAACAACGUCCGGCGCUUCCGCCUUCGCUUAGGAGGAGGAGGAGCUGGUAGGGAAAGGAAAGUGUUUCACCCUGGGCCUGGAUUAGACCGAGUCGGGUUGGUGGGGGUCUGGGCUAUGAGCUUUUGAGGGUCGCUUGGGACGCGGAGCGAGACACGAGAGCCGGGAGCUAUGUCUCAGCCGCCGCCGCCGCCUCCGCUGCCGCCGCCACCUCCUCCCCCUGAGGCUCCACAGACUCCGUCGUCCCUGGCGUCGGCGGCUGCUUCGGGGGGGCUUUUGAAGCGGAGAGACCGGAGAAUCCUUUCCGGGAGCUGCCCGGAUCCGAAGUGCCAGGCGCGUCUGUUCUUCCCGGCCUCCGGUUCUGUCAGCAUCGAGUGUACCGAGUGCGGCCAGCGGCACGAGCAGCAACAGCUGCUGGGGGUUGAGGAGGUGACCGACCCGGACGUAGUGCUACACAACCUGCUGCGGAACGCGCUGCUCGGGGUGACAGGGGCACCCAAGAAGAACACGGAACUGGUAAAGGUGAUGGGCCUUUCCAACUAUCACUGCAAAUUGUUGUCGCCCAUAUUAGCUCGCUAUGGAAUGGACAAACAGACAGGCCGGGCCAAGCUUCUCCGGGACAUGAACCAGGGCGAACUCUUCGAUUGCGCCUUACUGGGCGACCGCGCCUUCCUCAUAGAACCAGAGCAUGUUAACACUGUGGGCUAUGGCAAGGACCGCUCCGGAAGCCUCCUGUAUUUGCAUGAUACUCUGGAAGACAUUAAGCGGGCCAAUAAAAGUCAGGAAUGUCUCAUUCCAGUGCAUGUGGACGGGGAUGGACACUGCCUGGUGCAUGCUGUGUCUCGUGCUCUAGUAGGCCGAGAGCUCUUCUGGCAUGCCUUAAGAGAGAAUCUUAAACAGCACUUUCAGCAGCACUUGGCCCGAUAUCAAGCUCUGUUCCAUGACUUCAUUGAUGCCGCUGAGUGGGAGGACAUUAUCAAUGAGUGUGACCCUCUGUUUGUACCACCUGAGGGUGUUCCCUUGGGCCUGAGGAAUAUCCACAUAUUUGGUCUUGCCAAUGUGCUACAUCGUCCUAUUAUUCUGUUAGAUUCCCUCAGUGGCAUGAGAAGCUCUGGUGAUUAUUCAGCCACCUUUCUACCUGGGCUCAUCCCUGCAGAGAAAUGCACUGGGAAAGAUGGUCAUUUGAACAAACCAAUCUGUAUUGCAUGGAGCAGCUCCGGUAGAAACCAUUAUAUCCCCUUGGUAGGCAUAAAAGGGGCUGCUUUGCCCAAACUGCCUAUGAAUUUGCUUCCUAAAGCAUGGGGUGUGCCUCAGGACCUUAUUAAAAAGUACAUCAAACUUGAAGAGGAUGGUGGUUGUGUUAUUGGAGGUGACAGAAGUUUGCAAGAUAAAUACUUACUUAGGCUUGUUGCUGCUAUGGAAGAAGUCUUUAUGGACAAACAUGGUAUCCAUCCUAGUUUGGUUGCUGACGUCCAUCAGUAUUUCUACAGAAGGACUGGAGUGAUAGGAGUUCAGCCUGAAGAAGUCACAGCAGCUGCUAAAAAAGCAGUAAUGGAUAAUCGCCUUCACAAAUGUUUGCUCUGUGGUGCCCUUUCUGAACUUCAUGUUCCUCCAGAGUGGUUGGCUCCUGGAGGGAAAUUGUAUAACCUGGCAAAAAGUACUCAUGGACAGCUGAGGACUGACAAAAAUUAUAGCUUUCCCUUGAACAAUUUGGUUUGCUCAUAUGAUUCAGUGAAAGAUGUUCUGGUACCAGACUAUGGAUUGAGUAACCUAACAGCUUGUAAUUGGUGCCAUGGCACAUCUGUGCGAAAGGUCAGAGGAGAUGGGUCUAUUGUGUAUUUGGAUGGAGACAGAACUAAUUCUAGGUCCACUGGUGGCAAAUGUGGUUGUGGAUUCAAACACUUUUGGGAUGGUAAGGAGUAUGACAAUCUACCAGAAGCUUUCCCUAUUACUUUAGAAUGGGGUGGAAGAGUGGUCAGAGAGACAGUAUAUUGGUUCCAGUAUGAAAGUGAUUCAUCUUUGAAUAGUAAUGUUUACGAUGUUGCAAUGAAACUUGUUACCAAGCACUUUCCAGGUGAAUUUGGGAGUGAAAUCCUAGUUCAGAAAGUUGUCCACACUAUAUUGCAUCAGACUGCCAAAAAGAAUCCCGAUGAUUAUACUCCUGUAAAUAUAGAUGGUGCUCAUGCCCAAAGAGUUGGAGAUGUUCAAGGACAAGAAUCAGAGUCUCAGCUCCCAACUAAAAUUAUUCUUACCGGGCAGAAAACAAAAACUUUGCACAAGGAGGAGUUAAACAUGAGUAAAACUGAAAGAACUAUUCAACAGAAUAUUACGGAACAGGCUUCUGUAAUGCAGAAACGGAAAACAGAGAAGUUAAAACAAGAACAAAAAGGGCAACCCAGGACUGUUUCUCCCAGUUCCAUUCGUGAUGGUCCAUCCUCUGCACCUGCUACACCUACCAAGGCUCCCUAUUCACCUACAACUUCUAAGGAGAAGAAGAUCCGAAUCACAACUAAUGAUGGACGACAGUCCAUGGUUACCCUUAAGUCUUCAACAACCUUUUUUGAACUUCAGGAAAGUAUAGCCAGAGAGUUCAACAUUCCUCCAUAUUUACAGUGUAUUCGAUACGGGUUUCCUCCUAAAGAGUUAAUGCCACCACAGGCAGGAAUGGAAAAGGAACCAGUUCCUUUACAGCACGGCGACAGAAUUACAAUAGAAAUUCUAAAAAGUAAAGCUGAAGGUGGUCAGUCUGCUGCAGCACACUCAGCCCACACUGUGAAACAAGAAGAUAUUGCUGUUACUGGUAAACUGUCAUCUAAGGAACUUCAGGAGCAAGCUGAAAAAGAAAUGUACUCCUUGUGUCUUUUAGCAACAUUAAUGGGAGAAGAUGUAUGGUCUUAUGCAAAGGGACUUCCUCACAUGUUUCAGCAGGGUGGUGUAUUCUACAGUAUUAUGAAGAAAACCAUGGGAAUGGCUGAUGGCAAGCAUUGUACUUUUCCACAUCUGCCUGGCAAAACCUUUGUCUAUAAUGCUUCUGAAGAUAGACUGGAAUUGUGUGUGGAUGCUGCAGGACAUUUCCCCAUUGGUCCUGAUGUUGAAGAUUUAGUUAAAGAGGCUGUAAGUCAGGUUCGAGCAGAGGCUACUACAAGAAGUAGGGAAUCAAGUCCCUCACAUGGGCUAUUAAAACUAGGUAGUGGUGGAGUAGUAAAAAAGAAAUCUGAGCAACUUCAUAACGUAACUGCCUUUCAGGGAAAAGGGCAUUCUUUAGGAACUGCAUCUGGUAACCCACACCUUGAUCCAAGAGCUAGGGAAACUUCAGUUGUAAGAAAGCAUAACACAGGGACAGACUUUAGUAAUAGUUCCACUAAAACAGAGCCUUCUGUAUUCACAGCUUCUUCUAGUAAUAGUGAGCUUAUUCGAAUAGCUCCUGGAGUAGUAACAAUGAGAGACGGCAGGCAGCUUGAUCCUGAUUUGGUUGAGGCCCAGCGAAAAAAAUUGCAGGAAAUGGUUUCUUCUAUUCAGGCUUCAAUGGACAGGCACUUGCGGGAUCAAAGUACAGAGCAGUCACCAUCUGAUCUUCCUCAAAGGAAAAUAGAAGUUGUGAGUUCUUCUGCAAAGUCUGGGAGUCUUCAGACUGGCUUGCCUGAAUCUUUUCCUUUAACUGGUGGUACUGAAAAUUUGAAUACAGAAACAACUGAUGGCUGUGUAGCAGAUGCACUGGGAGCAGCCUUUGCCACAAGGUCAAAAGCACAAAGGGGAAAUUCCGUGGAGGAGCUUGAAGAGAUGGAUAGUCAAGAUGCUGAGAUGACUAACACAACUGAGCCAAUGGAUCACUCUUGAUUUAAUUAGAGGCUAAUAAAGGCAGAAUGUUUAUUGUGAAUAUGUAAUAUUUGUUGGCUGGGCCACGUAACUUGAUUAGUCAUUAAAAAUCUUGUACGUAUGUAAUUCAAAGAUUAUAUCUUGUUAUUCAGUGCAUGAUAGCAAGUGUGUGAUUGGCCAUAGCUUUUAAUAUACUGCUGCCCAGGCUGGCUCUGAAUUUCUAUAAAUUAGCUAUUAGAUCUGCUGAGAUGACUUUCUUCCAUGUAUGUGGUUCAUUGGAAGUUCUUUGUAAUUUUAAUUCCACGAAAGCGUUAAUGUUUCCAACAAGAAAAUUGUCUUACUAAAUACGUUUGAUUUCUGAAAAGGCUAAAAAUGGAGGGGAAAUGAGAUUUUGCUAAUGUUGAUGUCAUCAAGGUAACCAUCUCACAUACUAGUGUCAAAAGGUUUAUGUAAACUUGAAUUUUAUCUGGACUAAAUUGUAUCUUAAAAUUCAUACAAUUAUUUAUUAGACAGUGGGAUGCAAGUGUUUCCAUGAACGUAAACACAUUCAUAGAGAUUUCUUGGCAAAAAUGUCUUGAGAAUAGAAUGUAAUGAUAUAACAUUUUGCUGAUUUGUGCAAGGUGGGGGAAAAAUCUAUUCUAGAUUGAUGAGGUCAAUGUGAUUCAGUUGUGUUGCUGUCUGAGCCAACACAGCCAAUUGUGUGUGUGCGUUAUUAAUAUGUUACCAUUAUUUUUGAUUCCUGGCUUGGUCAAGAACCACCUGAUUUUUUUUUUUUUAAUCUUGCAGAAAAGUUGAUUGCAAAGUGUGGUAGAAAAAGAAAUAAUGGUAGCAGUAGAGAAUUUAUAAAUAAGAGUUUAUCUUUAUGAAUGAGUUAAUUGUUCUACAAUUUUGAUCAGUGGUAUUUAAGCCUGUAUAUGCUAAGUGUAUUUACACCCCUUUGAGCCAAAAUGUUUUCUUUUUUUUUUUUUUCUUAGAAUCUAUAAGUUUCUGUAUUUGUUGGCUUCACUUGGGUUUAGAUGCAAAUUUUACUGCAUCACACCCUGAUCAGCUGGGUGUUUGCUUAGUGUAUUCAUCAAAUCUUUAGUGCCAGUUUCCUUGAGAAGCAGCUUUCAUGCUUAUUCCUUAAAAACAACAAAAGAGUGUUUAUCCUGAGAUUGGUAUUGCACUAUUUUAUUUUAUUCUGCAAAUCUGUAUUCUGAAAUGUACAUUUCAACCCAUAUUUUUCCUCUGUUCACUGAAAUUAAGUUGAAUUUGAAUGGCUGAAAGACAAAAUGUAUGUUAAUACAAUCUCUUACCUAGAGCAUUCAAAGCCUGGCUGUCUCUGUUUGCACAUGUAACAGAUGCAGAACUGUGUUUGUAAUUCUAAGACAAUGUAUGUCAGAAAGUAUUUUAUCAGAUGUUUAAAAAUCUCUGCCUGUUGAUUCAUAAGGGAUAUAGACAGUACUUUAACUUGUGUUUCCAGAUAAGGCAGAUUUUGGUCAUCUUUCUGUGAAAGUAUCUCUAACUGAACCCACUUCUUAAACAAACUAUUUUAAAUAAGGAAAGAAUGGAGAAUCUAGACAUUUUACAGGUGUAUCUGAACAAAAUAUAUAUUUGGGUUAGUUUUUGUCACAUUAUCACAUUUGUCUAUAUUUUAUUUUCAUCCUAAAUUUUCUUUCAAGCAUCUUCUCCCUAUCAAAACAGCAGGAAAUUUUUAAACUUUUAUAUUGUACACUAUUUUUGCAUAAAAUAAGAGCUGUAGCUACCAAAUACUAUUUACUACUUAGUAAAGGUGGCUUUUGUAAGCCACCUUUAUUUGUAACUACAAAUUACAAAUAUCACUUCACUAACCACUAUAAUUAUUUUUGGCUUUUUCAGCCACUGGAACUUUUUUGGGGGGGAUUUAAAUACAGGAAAACUGUUUAAUCAAAAAAUGCACUGCUUUCAUGUAAAAUGAUAUAAUCAUCUUUAACAAAUAUUUUCUUCAUUGAUAACUGACAGAUCUCUCAUAGCAUUAACAUAAAAUAUCAGAAACAAACUUUAUCUCUCCCUAUUCUUUCUUUUAGUGCAAAUUAGAAUGCGUAUGUGAAUGUUAGAAGAUGGACUUAAUCUCUGACAACUUUAUUUCUCUAGCUACAGCACUGCUAUUUAAAAGCCAGUUAGGUAUGAAUAGUACAAUAACAGUUUGGGUUCUCCCUUGAUAAAUGAAUAAAAGGCUCAAUUCUGAUAAGUGAUCAAAUUUCUUGAAAUUAUUUCAAAUCAGCUGAAAAUUUGGUGGGGGUGAUUGAUGGUUUUUGAGAAGUAGGCCAGGUAUCCUCACAAAGAAGUUUUAGAAUAGGGUUUCUUUAAGUUUUUAAAUAUCAUCCUUUGUCUUUCCAUAUGGUUUUCAUAACCAAAUACAUUACUGUAGAAUGGUUAUUUUUCUAGUACUGCCAUUUGUGAUAUAGCCACAUCUUGGAGUGCAAGCUAGACAUCUCAGGUAAAAAAAAUUUUUUUAGCCCUAGAUGUAAGAUUAUAACUAAAAUGCAUUCCUGCAAUUCUGUUUGCAGUGCUUCACUAAACACUGAAAUAAAGUUGUAAAUUUUUUCUUCAAUAAUCCAUUCUAUAGUUAAUCAUACCAAAUUUAAGUUGAUGACCUAAAGUCCAGGUAGUGUUGAAGAUAGUAUAUAUCUAGAAUACUGGUAGUGAGAAAUUGGUGUAAGUUGAAGAAAACAAGAUGCUGCCAUAUAUUAAAAUAGAAUAUGAUUAACUCCAUGAGAAUGGUUACUCAGGAACUAGUUAAAGAGCAAACCCAUUUCUCCCGCUUCACUCUGUUUCAGAUAUUUUAUUGGAAAAUGUUAGGGUAGAGGCCUGAGAAAGUUAGCAAAUACUAACUUUUUUUGACUGAUACUGGCUCUGUGUCUUCCAGUGAUUUUUAGUUUGGUUUUUACAGUCAAGCCUACUGCUUGCAAUUAAGAUAUCAAUCUGAAAUGCAUCCAUAAUUCCUGGCCACAGGUCCUUAUUGCCAUUAUUUUUAAGUAUCUUCAUUGGAGAUGAACACUGACUUUUGCAUAUGGUCUCUUACCUCAGGGAAGAUCACUUGCUAGCAACUCAUACUACUAAUGACAGGUUUUUGAGAAUUGUACUGACAUCACAUGUUAGCUACUAAAUGCAAAAUGUAUAAAAGUAUUGUUUUAUGUAGUUACCUACCAAUACUAUCUGCUACUGAAUAACUCUCUAAAUAUGUAGACCUCACUAAUAACCUUUAGGUAAAAAAUUUACUUCUGUCAUUAAUUACACUUCAACUGGUCAAUAUAGUGACAGCAUAAAGUGUUUAUUUCAGAAUAUCAAUACAGUUUUGUCUUCAUUUUUCAAUAGUAAUUUCAAUUGGUCCAUACUUAAAAUACUGCAGCACAGAUUUUGAGUUUUAUGGUUCUCAAAGCAAGGUUUCCAUCUUAAGCUUUUUAUAAAAACAAAGCCUUUGCAAAAUUGGAUUAAAUUCCACUUAAUGUGAAUUAAAAAUGACCAUUUAUAAUAAUAAUAGUGAGCGCCAUAUUCUAAGUCGAGUAAAUGUAUCCUACCAUUCAAGGUUAUCAUAUAAUUUAACAAAAUUGUACAAUCUUAAGGCUCUUCACAGUAUAAAUUAAUUUUUCAAACCAGAGCUGUUCACAUGAAAAUAUUGCUUAGUAGAAUGUAUAUUUAAGAAAUAAAAUAACAGGGGAACUAUAUCACCAAUGUAAGUUAUAGAGUUAAUUACAAAUUCUACCAUUCUUGAUAAUUCUUUGAGAUGCUAAGUGUUUCAGUUAAUAUUUAAUGAUACCUAAAUCGUGGGAAUUUUAAUGUUUGUUCCAAAAUAGCAGAAAUUGUAAAAAUUGUGAAUUACUGGAGAAAAUGCCAUUACUUGUAUAUCUGACAUUUAAUUUUUUAAUUAUGGAGACUACAUGCUUUUGUAGUAUAAUAUUAAUGAUUAUUCUCUUGUAAAAGAAAAGGAAAAAUUAGUAAAGAAAAAAGUUUUAGUUGAUGUUACCUGCUUGUGAGUAUCAAUUACUUAGUUUUUAAAAGUUUAAGGUGUUGCAUACUUUUCUUUAGAAUGCAGAAAUCUCGUCCUGAGCCCUUAUGCCUGUGGUAGAGCAAUAAAAUAAUGAAAAGGUUAUCAGUAUUUCCAGGCUUAUUUGACUUAAGAAUUAGUGCCAAGAACUGGAAAGUCUACUUUUUGGAGGGAAACGAUACUUAGAAUUUGUAAACUAAGCAGUAAUAGUGUAAAUAUUUAGAAAAAUAGCAAGUGCUUUAACUGCUCAAUAAAAUAGUAUAGAUGUUAUGUCACCCUUAAGGCACUGGCUGUUGCCCAUUAUUUUCUGAUUUCGUGAUUGCUGUAUAUAUUACAUUUGAGUAAUGAAUAAUUGGUAAUAGUGUAUUAUAGUGUUCUACAACAUACCUUACUGUACAGUAUUUGAAGUUUUCUUUUAUAUCAGUAAUAAAACUAUAAGUUAAUACUGAUUUUCCCCCGAAAUUCUCCACAUUAGUUUUUAAAGGUAAUUUUAUAUUCCUUAGUUUCCUGGAAUUACAAUGCAUGAACAUAUAAUUCAGUUUUAUAAAGAAAUUCUUAAAGUUUUCUUGUUGAACUUAAGUGAGUUAUCAUACAGGAAUAGUAAUUUUUCCCCUUAAUGUAGAUUUCAUUGCUAGAUGAAAUGGACCCAGUGAAAAAAGAGUGCACAAUUUUUUUUUUUUUUAAAACAGGUCUCACUCCACCACCCAGGCUGGAUUGCUGUGGCACGAUCAGGGCUCACUGCAGCCUCAACCUCCUGGGCUCAAGUGAUCCUCCCACCUCAGCCUCCUGAAUAGCUGGGACUACAGGCAUGUGCCACCACACCUGGCUAAUUUUUGUAUUUUUUGUAGAGACAGGGUUUUGCCAUGUUGCCCAGGCCAGUCUUGAACUCCUGAGCUCAAAUGAUCUGCCCUCCUCUGCCUCCCUAAGUGCUGGGAUUACAGGCGUGAGCCACUGCACCCAGCCAGCAAAAUUUCUUUAGACAUAUUACAUAAUUGGGCCAUAAUGCUUACUGAAUAUUCAGAAAUAAAGGCAAAUUCUAAUAGAGAACUUGAUUUUGUGGUGGUUUAAAAAAAAUACUGGUUAGUGAUAAAUGAAAGGAAUUACAGAUAAUGGUACUAAAUAACAUUUGUGUAGCUUAGCAGUCAACACAUACUUACUUUUAAUGUUUACUGUAUAUGCGUAAUAUACAUUUUAUUAGAUCAUUUAACUCAGUAAUUUAGAGUCUAGCCUUAGACACCAGACUUUCUAGGUCUGAGUCGUGGUACGCUGCUUUCUGUGACCUCUCUGUGCAUUCCUCUGUGAGAGGAUGAUAAUCACAUCUGCUCCUAGGGUGGCUGUAUUAAAUGAGUUAACACGUGUCUGAUGAUUAGAAGAGUGCCUGACACAUAGUAAAUAUUCGCUAUUGUUAUAUGUUAAUGUAAUAUGGUAGAGUUCAGUUGCCAUUAAGUGGGAUAAAUCUUCACAGGGCACACAUUAUUUAAGUAAUUUGUUACAUUAAAACUUAUUUUACUUGUACAUAAUUGACUAAAAAAUGGAUGGUUGUACAUUCAAACAUUUAUGCAAGGGCUUUAUGACCAUGUGCAGCACUGAGAAUCUCAUGAACUGACAGUGUGCUCUGUGACCCAAGGCAAGUCUUGGAGCCUUUCAAGGCCUCCAUUUCUUCUGUAACCUUGUGUUUUCACAAUUGUUAACCUUUUGUUCUGCCUACCAUUGUCGUCAUAGUCUCACUUGCAGAGGGCAUAGUGCUGAUGGGACAAGUGACAUGGGUAUGAGCCCCAUGUAAACUAAACAUAAUUACCUUUCCUUUAGGUGUUGACUACAGUUAUCCCAAACUUGGACUUGAGGUCUUGUAUAUGCAUGCCAUUGGUCACAUACCAUCAGAAUAGAAUUCUCAAAAACUCUUUAGUAAGAUAAACAUCCUACUUAUAACAGCUCAUUAUGGAUUUUAUUUUUAUUGUCUGGCUCUUUCAGACCCCAGUAACUGCAAUUCUGACUUAAUAAUCGAUUGUUUCUAAUCAUUAAAAAUGUAUAUAGAAAAACUGAAA